AUGGACACGAACUUUGACGUAUUAGAUUACCCGAAUUAUGGAAUUCGAGACGAACAGCUACGUCGUCAAGCAUUAACGCAUCCCUCUUAUAGUUACGAAAAUCCCGGCGAAGCUCAAAAAAAUAAUCAACGCUUAGAAUUUGAAGGGGACGCUUAUCUAAAAGCUUCCAUAACUAGUCUGCUGCGUGAAAUGUGUGUAGAUUGGAACGAGGACCGGCUUACGCAACUCCGAAGCAAAAUCGAAAGAACGUCAAGCUUGGCAACUUUUGCGAAAGCAAUUCGGAUUGAUGAACAUAUUCGGGUUGGUAACAGUUGUCAGGGAGUUACAGACAAGAUGCUGGAAGAUGCGUUUGAGGCAAUUAUUGGGGCCAUUCAUCGUGAAGGCGGACAAAACCGCGUGGACCAGCUAGUAUUUCCUUUCCUGCGCGAGACGUGCGAAGCGUUAGCACGGGAACCUCCAAGAACCCUAGCCAGCUUAUCUACCCCCCUGUUUCCGUCGUCGCAAGUAACUGAUUCUCCAAUUUUUACCAACGGAAGACAAAGUCCGUCGGAGAGUAUUUAUGAUGGACAUGUUUUCAGUCCAACACCUGCAGAACCAGUCAAUCAGAACCAAGUGAGCCAAAUUCUGUUGGAAAUGGAAUCAUUGAAAAAGGCAAUCAAAUGUCAAAAUCCUGUGUCGGCUCUCAAGGAAUGGAGAGACCAUCUUGGGAGGUCUGAUAUAGAGUAUAAAUUUGAAAAAGCUGGAUUUGAGCAUAGUCCGUCUUGGAAGGCUACAUGCAUAAUUAGCGGUAUAGUUGUUGGAACGGCUGUAAAACCUGGGAAAAAACAAGAAGCGAAAUCUGCUGCCGCAGAGGAUGCGAUUAAUAGGAUUUUGGGGUAG
This is a messenger RNA of Paraglomus brasilianum, 879 nucleotides long. NCBI's taxonomy places the organism in Eukaryota, Fungi, Glomeromycota, Glomeromycetes, Paraglomerales, Paraglomeraceae. The record is from the annotation of a GenBank genome assembly.